AUGCCGUUAUCACAGCUUAGUGAGCAACAACGAGCAACCAUUGCCGACCGCACUCGAGUAUGGGAAGUAAGACGCUUCUGCCAGGUAUUGCCAUCUGUCGUCAAAUACGUACGCGGCUCGGAAGCUGGCCUCACAGCCACGCUUCCAGAGCGGCAGGGACGUUAUAUCAAAAAUGAACCGGACGGCGCGCUCGCUGCUAUGCUGCGUUGCGUUAUCCAUCAAACGGGCGCCGAUUUGGCAAUGGUCAGCUUGCUAGACGACCAUACUCAAUACUUCAUCUCCGGGGCCAGUCGGGAUGAUGCGAAUGAUGCCAAAGUCACACUGGAAGAUUCAACUAAAUGGUAUGGAUGCGAAUCAGUUACCCAUCAUGGAGGCCUGUGUGAGCGGACUAUCACACGCCGGAAUCAGCCCGGCAACUUGGCUAUUUAUGAAGAGCUCGACAUGGCCACGUCGGAGAGAACCAAAGACCUACCUUUUGUAAGGGGCGACAUCGCCAAGUUCAGACACUACGUGGGUGUGCCCCUAAAUCCUUAUGAUGGUCCAAAUAUCGGUACAGUGUUCAUAUUCAGUUCCACGCCGUCGAAGGAAGGCUUGUCAGAGACUCAUCGUUCAUACUUGUUUGAAACAGCAUCACAUAUUAUACGGCACUUGGAACAAGCAGUAGAGGCGCUGGAAGGCAAAAGAUUGCUCAAGUUUAACCAAGGUGUGGCUUCGUUACUGAGGAUGGGUUCCUCUGCAGGACUGGCGGCUGAGUCUGCGCAGGAGCAGCCUUUGCCAGAGAGUCGUGAUGAGCGGCAGUCUCUGGUCUCAAACCUAUACAACGAUUCCGCUCUACGAUUAUACCAGCUAUCAGCGACGCUGCUUUACGAUGCUUUCGAGUUUGAUGGAGUUCGAAUUCAAGAACUAGGACCCUCGGGUAACUUCGUCAACAGAAAUCCCGCCUGGAAUGGCUCUAGUAUAUUGGCAGAGCAUCUAGGACCCAGAGCUCAUAAGCCUCAGAGCCUAAGCCAUACAUUGACUAGCCGACUACUCGAAUUAUUUCCUCAGGGGGCUGUCUUCCAGGUACUCGACGAGAAAAGCAAGAUUAUUGCUGCUACAAGUGCAAGUGACGUUGCUCUAGUUGAUGAUCCAGUCAUAUCAAUGGAGUUGUCGAGGUCUUUUCCAGGAGCAGUACAAAUCGUUCUGAUGCCGCUCUGGGACACCUUCCAUGAACGGACCACCGGUGCAGUAUUGGGAUUUGCCAACACUCAGUCUAGGGUAUACCUCGGCUCGACGGAUCUUGCGUCUAUUUCUGCGUUUUGCACGACCAUCAUGACGCAAGUGCGGCGUCUAGAAGCACAAGCUAUGGACAAGAUCAAAUCAGACUUCCUCGGAUCAGUAUCUCACGAGAUGAGGACACCACUACAUGGCAUGCUAUCAAGCCUUGAGCUUCUAGCUGAUAUACCGCACGAUGCACACCAACACGACUUAUUAGAAACUGCGAGAUACAGUGGCCUAUCACUACUUGAUACCAUAGAGCGUGUUCUCUAUUUCAGCAACAUAAGUUCUGGAUCAUAUAAUUCAGAACAUACAGGAUCCAAUGUCCCAAGCGAAGGACUCGUUCAUCCAUCAAGUCUUGUACAACACAAGCCGGCAGCUUGCCCACGGGAGAGUGACACUGUAGAGGCUAUUAACAUUUGCGAAGAUAUCAUACAUAGUGAGUCGCAAAGAUUACGUCUCAAAGAGGCUAAUAAUGCCUUGAAGUUUGGUGAGUCGACAAACUGUGUUCGAGUUUCAUUGAACAUCACGAAUGAUGCAAUCAGUGUCUCUUGCACGGACGCUGGGCAGGGCAUAGCUUCGGACUUUAUUCGCCAUUCGAUAUUUGAUCCAUUUUCUCAGGAAAAUCCUGUCACCGAGGGCACUGGUCUUGGACUUUCUAUAGUCAAGCAGACGGUUAGUAUGUUUGAUGGCGAUGUACAGAUCGAGUCGAGCAAGAAGCAAGGUUCUACUUUCACAGUUAGACUCCCAUCGACUCAAUUGCUGCACCGCCCACUGGAUAGUGCAGCAGAGUACAUCGACACUCAAUCUAGUACUGCCGAGUCGCCUCAGCUAGGGAUCAGUCUUUUCGCCCCAAGGCGGUGGGAGACGGGCGAUGUAGUAAGAGACCAACGGCGACUUGGAUUACUGCUAGAUUCGCUUACGCAAGGUCUAAGACGGUGGUUUCGUAUUACGGUCAUUCCUUGGGAGAUUGCAAGCAUGAAUUCGCAGUCGCGGCUGCUUAUCGCCUUGAAAGAAGACGAAGAAAGCGCAAAACUGACCUACGGUGGCACAUACAGCGACGCUGAGCGUAUCUUGCUUUAUCCAGAUUCGCAAACCGCGCUCAGCCCACACACAACGCCUUCCGAAAAGAUCGCAGCCAUUACUGGCCCAGUGACUAUUUCAAAACUUCAAGGUGCGCUGGCGCACUUGUUCCCUGACACAGUCUCAUCUCCCGAGCUUCGUCGCCAUUCCGACGCUACAUCAGUAACUACGGGACGUCAGAAGCCAUUGGGCAGAGGAAACCUCAAUCAGUCGAGUGUGGAAACAAACGACACAUCCGACGACCCACCGAUAUCAUCACUGUCAGAUUUAGUGCUCGAAGAAAACCCGAAAUCAGACGGCGAAAAAAGCGCUGUGCAUCCACAGUCAAUGCCGGUAGCCGCCCAGUCCAGAACUUCAGAAGUACAAGCAUCGAGAGAGCCCAUCGAAGCACGGCCACCAGAACAGAACAUACCAAUACAGAUAGUGCAAGUAGAACAGCCGAAUCUGACUACGCCAUUGAAAGCACUCGCAGCGGAGCCGAAACUAUUGCUUGUCGACGACAACGCUGUCAAUCUUAAGGUGCUUACCAUGUAUGCACGCAAAUGUAGCAAAACGCCUGCAACGUCUGUAGGUGGUGGUCAGGAAGCCAUUGAUGCAUUCAAAAGCACCAUGGAACCGAAUAACGGUGAAGCUGCGCAACCUUUUGAUCUUAUCUUCCUCGAUCUCUCGAUGCCAGAGGUCUCGGGCUUCGAUGUAGCGAGGGAGAUUCGUGAGAUGGAAGCACGAUUGAAGCGUGAUAGGACGUACAUAUGCGCACUGACUGGGCUUGUGAGUGGGAAAGAUCGUAAUGCAGCAUACGAGUCCGGUGUUGAUAAUUACCUUGUCAGGCCUGCACGGCUGAAAGAUCUGCAGGGUGUUAUUGAGCUUUGGAGAAAUAGCCUAAUCGAGUUACAGCAAUGCGCACGCGGUCGUGAAUCAAACAGCGCCCCACGAUACCCCGGAUCCCCACCUUCGACAGCAAAAACACCCGACGCGACAAGAGUUGGAGGACACAAGCGAUUCGAGAUGGCUUCCACGACAGACGCCGCCUUUGUUGAGGAUAUCGAGGUGGAGCAGGAGUUUAGAGCGCGCGUCAGGAAUCUCAAGAAGGCGAACAAGUCAGGGGCAAGAUCUUCAGGACCCGACAGCGAUAACGAAGACGCGCCGCUGUUGGGUUCUUCGAGGCACAAUAAUGGGGGUGCGAAUGGCGAUGGAAAUGACAACGAAGAAGAAGAAUGGGCAGGAGACGCCGACUUUCGAGGUCUUCCCUGGUGGAAGCGGCCCUCGAUAUUUUGGCUAUUGCCGCCCUUCCUACUGUUCACCAUAGCCUUCGGUGGUAUUAUAGUACCCAAAAUCAACCUGAUUAUGGAUUUGGUGUGCGAAGAGUACUAUGCUACUCUGGAGACCGAUCCAAUAUCCUCUCCCAUGGACCCGGGGCAAGAUCGAUGCCAGAACGACGCCGUUUCCUCUCGCUCAUCGCUCUUCCUUCUAUACGCCAGCUUGUGCUCCGGUAUACUCUCUGCUAUUAUAAGUCCAAAGAUUGGUGCGCUCUCAGACCGGUAUGGAAGGAAGAAAUUCAUGAUUGCCAACACCUGCGGUGCGCUUUUCGGUGAGGUGCUCACCAUACUGGCUGCCAAGUUUCCCGAGACUGUACACGUCAACUGGAUUCUUGUCGGCUACUGCUUGGAGGGCAUAUCUGGAUCCUUCAUCGUCGGCAUGGCAUGCGCGCACUCCUACGCAUCCGACUGCGUCGCACCACAGAAACGGAACGUUGCCUUUUCAUACUUUCACGCUUGUCUGUUCGGUGGUAUCGCCAUUGGGCCUGCACUGGCUGGAUACAUCAUCAAUGCGCGCCAGAAGUACGUUGGCAAGACUGAAGCUGUCUUGCUCAUCUUCUACAUGGCUCUCGGUGCUCAUUUGAUCUUCAUUGCGUUUCUCACAUUCCUUGUUCCCGAAUCCCUCAGCAAAGCACGCCAAGAAGCUGCGCGUGAGAAGCGCAGGGAAGAACUUGAACGACAAGGUCCUGCUGGAGAUUUCAUUAACCAAUUACGCUCCAUCAACCUCUUUGGUCCUUUAAAGAUCCUCUGGCCAACUGGCCCUGGAACAUCGUCUGCUGUGCGCUGGAAUCUCCUUUUGUUAGCCGCCACAGAUACCAUCAUGUUUGGUGUCGCAAUGGGUGCCAUGAGCGUUGUGUUGGUCUACACUCGCCGGCAGUUUGACUGGCACGAACUAGAGUCUGGUCGUUUUACCACCAUUGUGAACAGCUCCCGUGUGUUCGCUCUUCUCGUCAUCUUGCCUAUUCUAACGCGCAUCUUCCGCGGUAAGAAUGGCGCGGCGCGUCUGCGCAGCUCGGGCUCUGAUCUGUUCGAUCUUUCCGUCAUUCGAGCCGCUAUCUUCUUCGACAUGGCUGGUUUCAUUGGCUAUGCCCUUGCCCGCAAGGGCGAACUAUUCGCGCUCUCUGGAGCUAUCGCUGCUGUUGGUGGUAUCGGUUCACCCACGCUUGGUGCUGCGUUGACGAAACACGUACCGCAGGAUCAAGUCGGUCAAUUGCUAGGUGCAACAGGUUUACUUCACGCCGUUGCACGUGUGGUAGGUCCAACUAUCUUCAACGGCAUCUAUAGUGCGACUGUUGGGACAUACCGCCAAACUGUCUUUGUGUGUCUUGCGGCAACCUUUGGAACCGCGUUUGUGUGCAGUUGGUUUAUUCGUCCACAUGUAUAUAUCGACGAAGAUGACAAACGCGCUGCGCAGGCGGAUGGACAAGAAGCAUAG
Molecule: messenger RNA, 5091 nt
Organism: Alternaria alternata
Lineage: Eukaryota; Fungi; Ascomycota; Dothideomycetes; Pleosporales; Pleosporaceae
Exons: 6
Coding region: 1-5091 (1696 amino acids)
Biological process (GO): phosphorelay signal transduction system; transmembrane transport; phosphorylation
Cellular component (GO): membrane
Molecular function (GO): phosphorelay sensor kinase activity; transmembrane transporter activity
Source: RefSeq, a predicted model, not a curated record